AUACAAGUUUAUGAGCAAAAAGAAAACAUCCGUUUUCGUAACAUCACAUUUCUCCUUACAUCAGCUGGCUUCCUUAAACUCAGACAGUGGUUGAAAAUAAUAACGCUAGUGCUUGUACUUGGUCACAUAUCUGAAGCCAGUUUGAUGCGGACAUGUUUUGUAAAUUUAGUGCCAGUUUGGCUUCAGGCUUCGUUAAGUUUCCAACUUCAAGGGCAUCUUUGAGAACAGUAGGAGCUUCUGUCUGCAGACAUCAGAGCUUCAGCAGCGAGUCUGCAGGUGUCAGGGUGUUGUAUGAUGGACUCUGUCCGAUAUGUGUGACAGAGAUCCGCUUCCUUCAGUUUCUGAAUAGAAACCAGCCUGAGAAAGUAGAUUUUAUCGACAUUGCCAAGCCUGAUUAUGACGCAGCAAAAUAUAAGAAUGUUUCCUACGAGAUGGCUAUGGAGGAAAUGCACGUGAUCGAUGAGAAAGAUGAGGUUCACAGUGGGGUUCCAGCAUUCGCAGUCAUGUACAGCGCGGUGGGCCUGAACCGGCUGGCUCGCCUCAUGAUGUGGUCACCCGUGAGGCCGUUUAUGGACAAGUCAUAUGCAGUCUUUGCCAGGAAUCGGCUCAAAUGGACGGGGCGUGGGGAUGAAUGCACCACGGGGCGCUGUGAAAAGAAAACCAACUGACUGUCAGGAAAUAAAGCAUCUGUAAAGACAAUUAAAACUACUACAAUCAAUCAAAAAUUGAUAAAAUAUUCUUUGAUUUUUUUUUUUUUUCAUUGGCAUGUUUUUUUUUUUUUUUACUGGUUUUGUUCAGUCAAAAAAAAUCCAAUUGACAUGAUAAAAAUAUGCAUACAAAUUUAUAUUCACAUUCUAUUAUUCAUACACAUU
Messenger RNA from Oryzias melastigma (Indian medaka), 872 nucleotides. RefSeq lists its product as uncharacterized. The transcript has 3 exons. Gene Ontology annotation, molecular function: protein-disulfide reductase activity. The coding region runs from base 153 to 668 and encodes 171 amino acids. NCBI's taxonomy places the organism in Eukaryota, Metazoa, Chordata, Actinopteri, Beloniformes, Adrianichthyidae. The record is from RefSeq and is a predicted model, not a curated record.